Molecule: messenger RNA, 3910 nt
Organism: Labeo rohita (rohu)
Lineage: Eukaryota; Metazoa; Chordata; Actinopteri; Cypriniformes; Cyprinidae
Exons: 2
Coding region: 116-1474 (452 amino acids)
Biological process (GO): memory; nerve growth factor signaling pathway; cell surface receptor protein tyrosine kinase signaling pathway
Molecular function (GO): growth factor activity; nerve growth factor receptor binding
Source: RefSeq, a predicted model, not a curated record
UCUGGAAAUUUCGUUAAUUUUUGCGUGAGACUGACGGACUGGAGAAUCAAUGUGGUGUUCGCCGAAGAUACGUGUGGCCCGAAACUCACCUAAACGUUGACACGUCUUGGGAGUGAUGCACUGGCUUCCCCUGGUUGCCAUGGUGAUCGCCUCGGCCCUGCCUUUCCCUCAAAGUCCUGUGCCCAGGCUUGUUGCCGCGACGAUAGAGCCUGGCAGAAACAACAGCAACAGCAGCAGCGUCCCGACAACCAACAUCAGCAUGCCGACCAACUCAUCAGUGGACAACGACUCCCACAACGCUGUUUCUCUCAAUAACUACAGCACACAUGACAAAGCUCCUCACAGAACAGUCGACAAGCAGAGCACAUUUGAGGAGGACCAUAUAUUCAAAGGUAGAGCAAACCAAGAGAAUCUUCUAACAGAAGACAUUUUUGUCAGUAACACAAAGCAGGACUACACAGGUGGAGGUAGGACUACCGGAGCAGAUGCCUCCAGGCCGCAUGAUCCUAGGAAAUACAAAUCACAAAAAAUACUGGCGGGAAAAGCCAGUUCCGAAAUCAAUGAUAUUCUUAACGACUAUCAGCUUGAACGUAGCCAGUUUCAUGAAGAAAGCAGUAUUGAGGAAGCGACUUUGCUUAAAGAGGACAGGAAUGCAAGAAGUAAACUGAAAGACGGGCCUCUUGAAGGUCCGAAGCUCUCUCUCCAGAGCUCUCCAGUACAGGAACAUCUGGACGAAGCUCCAACAGAAAAGGAACCAGGCUUUGGGUUUGAUGACAUAGGCCUACGAGAAGAAGAUCAGCUGCUUUUGCUGGAUGCCCAUCCACGGGUACUUUUCUCCCCAGCCCUUUCCCCACCCAAACACCCACCUUUGCUCCUAAUGCUGGAGUUGGGCUUAUUGGCCGAUGACGUUGAGGACGAGGAAAGCCACAUGAUGGAUGCUACCACAUCCGGUCACGGAGGCGACAAAGAAUCAUACAGGAACUUACUCUUGGGUCUGUCUGAUUCUGACGGCCACGCUCCAAGCGUCCGCCGCAAGCGGCAAGCCGUCCACAGCACUGGCAUCGAACGCUCCGUUUGCGAGGCUGAAAGCGGGUGGGUGACCAACAAGAAAACCGCGGUGGACUUUCGGAGUAACACCGUCACUAUUCUAGAAGAGAUCCAGACCCAAACUGGACCACUCAAGCAGUAUUUCUACGAAACAAAGUGCCGUAAGCCAGAUCCGAAUAGGAAAGGUGAAGUGCAGGCGGUGGAGGGUGCCGGCUGCUUGGGGGUGGAUAAGAAACACUGGAUGAGCAGGUGCGAAACCAAACAGUCGUACGUACGUGCGCUCGCCUCGGAUGAAAACAAGAGGAUAGGAUGGAGGUGGAUCCGUAUCGACUCCUCUUGCGUUUGCGUGCUGCUCACUAGAGGAACGUACUACACUGAGAAGAAGUUGGAGAGAGAGCGAGAGCGAGAAGGCAGAAGGUACAGAUAGCUUGGAUUGUCCGAACAAAGGAUUGACACGGAGUUGAAAGACCAUGUGAAUAAAAGAGCGUUUUAGGGACUAUAUCCGUUCUGGUCCACUGCGAGGGGGAUAUUACUUUUCCAGAUGUUCCUGCAUCUCACUUGACAAAACCUUAUCGCUGUACCUCAGUGUCCCGCUGAGGGAUAGUCAUGAAAAUCUCCCUCAUGUUGCUCAAAACCUGUAUGAUUUAUUUUCUUCUUUUAAACACAAAUGAACACAGUGGUAAGAUUUGUGGACACUAAGUCACUCUUAAACAUUAAAUUUCAUUGCAUUAGAUACUGAAUAUCAAACCUAUAUUUUACUCCCGCCCAUGUCAUCCAAGAUGUUCAUGUCUUUCUUUCUGCAGUCGAAAAGAAGUGAAGGUUUUUCAGGAAAACAUUUCAGAUUUUUCUCCAUAUAGUGGACUUCAACAGAGAUCAGUGGGUUGAAGAUCCAAAUUGCAGUUUCAAUGCAGCUUCAAAGGUCAAGAAAUAAGGGUCUUAUCUAGCGAAACCAUUGGUCAUUUUCUAAAACAAAAAAAAACAAAAAUUGAUAUACUUUUUAACCACAAAUGCUCAUCUUGCACUAGGUUGAUGCAUUAUGUAGUCAUGUUGGAAAGGUCAUGGGUAAAAUAUGUGGGAGUCAAAAAACUUUACAAAAAACAAAACAAAAAAGCAAUUUGGACCUUCAACCUGCUGAUCCCCAUUGAAGUCCACUAUAUGGAGAAAAAUCCUGGAAUGUUUUCCUCAAAAACCUUAAUUUCCUUCGACUGAAGGAAGAAAGACAUGAUCAUCUUGGAUGACACAGGGGUGAGUAAAUCAUCAGGAAAUUUUUAUUCUGGAGGUGAACUAAUCCUUUAAGGAACGGAAGCUCCUAUCCGUGAAUGGAGAAAUACUGAAACCCUAGAAAAUAAUGGCCAAACUCACAAUUGACGCUUAGCAAACAGCUUGUUUGACAGGUGAUCUGACCAAUCACAACGCCGAAUCCGCCGUUCUGUCCGACAAACAAAUCAGACAGGAGAGUAGAUUAACUACAGUGGACUUAAACUUGAAACAUUGUUUAUUGACGUCUUUCCUAGGUUGAAAUAAAAUAUGUUGUGAUGUUCAUUCAUGUUUUUUUCAUGCUUUAAGUAAAGAAGAAAAGAGGAUCGGUUCACGUGUCAUUGAUCUAAUAAGAAAACACGAUCGUCAGGACACAUUAAAGAGCCACAAAACCGUAUUUAUUGUUUGAAUUUCUUGAAAAUGACAACCAGUUGUUUAAUACCAGAAGUAACCUGCUCUGUCCUGUCUGUCGCCUUUUUGUCAGUUUCCUCUGUGAUCCACGAUUUAUUUUUCACUGUGUCACUGUGAUGUGUAGUGUAAGAGUGGUAUUGUUUGUCGGACAUAGGCAUAGCAACAGUAACGAAUGUGGGCGGAUUUUUGCGAACGGUCAAUUAAAUGGCAUAUUUCAGCAAACAAAUCUGCUAUGAACUGUCGCUUUAAUGCCGUUUCUUAAGCUAAAAUAGCGGUAAAAAAAGCUUAUAUUUAAGGUUGGUCCUGCCCAUGUGCCGUCUUAAGCGCGAGUCUCAUAUAUUAUGUGUGAAACAAUAAUAAAUUACUAGAGCUGCCAUUUUUGUAUGUUGUAGUUUUGGCCAUUUAUAACAAUACAAGUAAACUGUCUUUGGUAAUACACAGACGAUACCCCAAGUCUUCUCAAGUCAUUUGAGAAUGAGGUUAAUUCACAUUUUUUUCUAGGUGCGUUCACUGUAACUUAUUGGGUGUUUCAUGAAACAGUAUACGGGUUUGAAGUGAUAUGAGGUGACGAUGAGUUCCUCCACUCUGCUGUCAUUCCUUCGGUCCAUAUCCACGUCUCACUAGGCCAGUGUGUAAACUCACACAAACAACAAAACCUCAAUACCAAGAUGGAUUUUUUUCAUACUUUUUUCGUAUAUUGUUGCAUUUGUUUUAUUGUAUCUAUAGUAUACAGACAAUAAGUUAUUACUUUUGAGUUAGUAUGUAAGCGUACUUGAUAUUAAUAUAUUUCUUUAUAAAUGUACAAUAUGUGAAACAUAUACAUCAUGCGAAUAUAUGUGUAUUUAUAAUAACCACAAACUGAUCAGCAGAAUUUGCCUCUUCGGUUUCAGUGUCAGCUACGAUUUGACUCGUGUACUGUUCCCUCAGCAAAUGUUACAGAAAUACAGUCAAAAAAUGAGCGUUGGAUGAACUGUAGUCCAAUUCCCUGGUUACUGUAUUAGAAAGCUGUGGAAGUCAGUACACAGGUUUUAAUGUCAUUUUUCACAUGGAGUCAUUGUAAUAAAGUAUUAUGUAAUCUUUGUAAGGUAGAUACUUUUGUAUAUGAUUUUUUUUUUACAAAGUAGAUGGAAGAGCGAGAGGGGCUUUAGUGAAAUACAAAAUGGAAUAUAUGAAUAUAUGAUUGUAGCUCUAUUUG